Messenger RNA from Naegleria fowleri, 2547 nucleotides. RefSeq lists its product as uncharacterized. Gene Ontology annotation, molecular function: phosphorelay sensor kinase activity. The transcript has a single exon. Gene Ontology annotation, biological process: phosphorelay signal transduction system; phosphorylation. NCBI's taxonomy places the organism in Eukaryota, Heterolobosea, Eutetramitea, Acrasida, Naegleriidae. The record is from RefSeq and is a predicted model, not a curated record. Bases 1 to 2547 code for a protein of 848 amino acids.
AUGAAUCAGAAAGACAGUUUGUCGGAGGAAAUGGAUGAGUUUUUAAUUCAUCAGCACCAUGAGGAAGGAGAUGAAAAGCUGCAACUGAUACACCAGGCAGUGAUCGACAAACGAUUUUACUUUUUUGGUUUAUUCCUGUCAAUUCAUAUCAUUCUCAUGUUGGCAUAUGUGGAUGAGAGUGUUGUUAGGAUGAAUUAUUUUGUUAUGGUGAUUAUAGAUGUUCUUAUUAAUGCUUUUAUGACAAGAUACUUGAUCACAAUUUCAUCCUUAGUGCAACGAGAUAUUAUUAACUGGUGUCGAUUUGCAAUACUGAGCGCGGUGAGAAUGUUGACACAAACAUAUUUAGGCUCACAAGUUCCCUAUUAUUUAUUGUACUAUUACUCACUUUUUGGAUUUGCCAACACUUAUUACAAUAAGAGAUGGAUGGUUAUCGUGCAUACUUUGUCCCUUAUUGCAAGCUCUGUGACUGGACAAGUUAUUGUAAAUUAUACAACCCUUCAUGUUGUGACGCACGGAGUUUUCUUGACUCAAACUCAUGUAGAAAAACAGACACCUUUUAUCAGAGGAUAUCAUCCAUCCCACUUUUCACUUUGUAGUAACAUUUUCGACAUUGUGUUGAUAGAGAUAAUACUCACCUUGUCUUGCCUGAUUUUUUCACACGUCAUAGAAGUGCAAUUUGAAGCAAAUGUAAAAUAUAAGUACCAAGUGCAGGUACAAAAAGCAUUGAAUUAUUCCAAGUCUAAAUUCAUUGGAAAUUUGAGCCAUGAGAUGAGAAAUCCACUUCAUGGCAUUAUUAACAACACAGACUUGCUGAAAAUGGAAACUGAGAAGAUUGUUGAAAUGGCGAAUUCAGACAUUGAAAAAAAUAAGGAACAUAUCAUUCAAUCAAACAUGUCGAACUUGGAAUUAAUAGAGGACAUUAUCAAUGGCUCUCAAAUGCUGUUGAACUUAUUUUCAAACUCUCUUCAGGUCACCAACUUGGAAUUGGGAAACAUCAAGCUAAACUAUCAACCAUUUAACGUUUUUGAAUCGAUUGAAUCCAUUAUUUCGGUAUUCUUUUCAAUUGCAAAUAGAAAAGGCCUUUCCAUUCAGUCAUGGUUCAACUUUUCAAAAGUUCCCUUUUACGUGAAUGGAGAUAAUGUUAAGAUAUCACAGAUUUUGAUGAAUUUAGUUUCAAACGCAGUGAAGUAUACAACAACAGGAUUUGUUACUCUCAAAUGCGAUAUUUGUGAUAGGAACGAACCAGACUUCCCGUUCAAAGGAAAGCAUGAGGAUGAAAAGUUCUCGAUUUCAGGAUUUGAGAAUCUCACAUUGAAGGAUAUUAUAAUUUUAAAAUUUGAAUGCAUUGACACAGGUGUAGGAAUGAAAAAUGUUAGCAAUUUCAACACCUACCAUUCAUUUUCCAAUCAUUGCUCUCAAGAGUUUGAUCAUUAUUUUAAGCAAUGUAAUUUACAGGCUAAUUCUACAUUCAAUGACAGCAAUGGACUUGGGCUAAACAUUUCAAAGAAUAUCAUUGAUCUAAUGAAGGGACAAAUGAAUAUGAAAAGUACGAUUGGAAAAGGCACUACCAUAACUGUGUACAUACCAGUUGUUAAAUGUAACUAUGGCUGUGAGUGUAAGGAUGUGCAAAACCAAAUUGAAGCACUCAAAGACGUCACAACAUGGAAAUUUCCUCUCCAUCAAGUCAUCAUUUAUGACUCUCAUCAAAAUAUUAGAGAUGUACUGAAUGAAUAUUGCAAGCAACUCUUUCCCAACUGUGCAACACAGGUAUUUUCAAACGACAAUGAUUUUAAGGGUAUUCUAAGUAAUUAUCUACCUAAUUCUGUCCAUUCCUUACGAAAUACUCUCGUCAUUUAUCCUCAAGAAUUUGAAUCACUCAAUGACAAUGCCUUACAUGUCUUGACAAAGACAGAAACAAAUAUUUUUAUACCACUUUCAGAACGAGGACAUUUAACAUUAUCUGCAAACAAGUUAAAUCGUCAUUUGACACGACCAAUCAAACUUCGAAAUUUUAUUGAAGCACUCCAUUCAGCUUUAAAUGACCCAAACGCCAACAUUUCAAACCAUUCCUCGGAUCAAGUUUUGACACCACGCUCAAGUGCUCUGAAUGGCUCCUUUUCCUCUCUAAACAUUAAGGUUCUCGUAGUGGAUGAUAAUGAAGUGAAUCGAAAAGUAUUGUCAAGGAUGAUGACACUUCUUGGUUUUUCUGUACUGACAGCUUCAGAUGGUCUCCAUGCAUUAGAAAUGGUCAAAAAGAAUCCACACGAGUUCCAAAUCAUCUUAAUGGAUCUAUUCAUGCCACUUCUCUCUGGAAAAGAAUGUUGCAAACUCAUCCGUGAGCUCCAUGUGCAAGAUCUCAAAAUUGUUGCUGUGACCGCCAACGUGUGGGAAGAUGAAGAGAAUCUGAAACCAAAUUUUGGCUUUGAUGCUGUCGUCCAUAAGCCCAUCAUGAUGAAACAACUCGAAGAACAAAUGGCCAAACUGUUGUUGAUAUCUCGUGGUGGUGGCAAUGAUUGUGUCCAUUUGGAUGAUGGGAAUGGCAUUUGA